AUGUCGAAAGAUAUUGAAGAAAAGAGACUGAAGAAGGACAAGAAGGAGAAGAAGGAAAAGAAGCGCGCAGAGACGGAAGGCGUUUCCAAGAACAAGAAGGACAAAAAGGACAAGAAGUCCAAAGGCGAUGUCGAAAUGGUCGAUGCGCUCGAGGCCGAGCUUGAGAAGGAGCCCGAAGUCUCCAUGGUCAACGUUGUAAACGGCGACGACGAGCCUCGCGGCGCGCUCGUUCCCUUUGCAUUCCCCCUCGCCGACCAAGACAAGGAAGUCAAGAAGAUCCUCAAGACUGUCAAGAAAUCCGCCAAAUCCAAAACCCUCCGCCGCGGCGUCAAAGAAGUGGUAAAAGCGCUCCGCAAAUCCGCGGCCGCAGGCGCUGGUUCCUCGCUGUCAGACCACCCCUCUGCCAUUGUCGUCAUCGCAGCCGACAUCUCGCCCAUGGAUGUGAUUGCGCACAUUCCCGUUCUCUGCGAAGACCACAACGUGCCGUACAUUUACAUCAAGAGCCGCGCGCAGCUGGGCGAGGCCAGCGCGACCAAGAGGCCUACCAGCGUCGUCAUGAUUGGCAAGGAGCGCAUGGGGAAGAAGGCGGGUGAGGGCGAUGACGAGUUUGCUGAGGCGUAUGGCGAGUUGGUCAAGGUUGUUAGCAAGGCGGCGAAGACGGUGAGGAAGUAG
This is a messenger RNA of Pyrenophora tritici-repentis Pt-1C-BFP, 672 nucleotides long. RefSeq names its product ribosome biogenesis protein Nhp2. The record is from RefSeq and is a predicted model, not a curated record. Gene Ontology annotation, cellular component: ribonucleoprotein complex. Gene Ontology annotation, biological process: ribosome biogenesis. Lineage: Eukaryota; Fungi; Ascomycota; Dothideomycetes; Pleosporales; Pleosporaceae.